This is a messenger RNA of Dermacentor andersoni, 1073 nucleotides long. RefSeq lists its product as uncharacterized. The record is from RefSeq and is a predicted model, not a curated record. Lineage: Eukaryota; Metazoa; Arthropoda; Arachnida; Ixodida; Ixodidae.
GGUACCGCUCACAGAUGACACUGCGGAGCGACGAACAUUUGCUCCCGUCAUCUUACCGGCCAACGGACAAGCCUAUUUCUGCCUGCUAGGCUGUGUUGGCAUGUCCCUGGGCUUCGUGCUUUCCGCGGUAGCAGUCCUCGCACUCGUCAUGGCCGGUCUGCCAAACGCUCCCGAGACAACGGUACUAGAUGAAGACGGCAGCGAUGGGUCCUCAUCCUCAUCUUCCCCAUCCUUACCAGUCGCAGCCCGUGCGACCGUUGAAGUGAUUGUACAGCGCACUGCGCCUGUGCACAGCACUGUGGGGACGCCAGCUGAGCCGAUGGUACCAACAAUGACCACUAUGACGAAAGUACCGACCGUGACCCAUGCGCCUUCAACAAAACCGAAGGAGGCGACCACACCGCCUCGUCCUUCCGUUCCGACUACGCCUAAAGCUACGCCUCCUGAAGAGUACUACGAAGAUAUAGAAACGACUGGAGGCGACUACGAUUACUUUACGCCUUCCGUGAAACAUUCUGCGAGACCUGUCCGCAUCCCGCUGUUGUGCACGGUGAGUGUGAAGAUCACGGGAGCCACCGCGCUGCCGGACGACGGCCUGUGUGACGUCAUCUUCUACGACUCGUUCUACGUGAAGAACGAUCCUCACGGGUGGCAGGACGCUGGCCUGGAUUAUCUUCUGGACUCUGGGAAACGGAUGAUGAACACCGGCAUCGGCGUCUCCUUUUCACCAGUCAAUGGCAAGCUUUUCACUGAUGCGUUCGCUCCAGCUUUCCUCCCUACCGUCGACAAGUUCCUGAGAAACGGAGUGUAUAGCUUCGGCAUGCUGAACGUCCACGACAAAUAUACUACCGCAAAAGAUUUGGCCACAUGCCUCCAGAUUCUGCAGCUAAUCAAACAACGUGUAGGACGUGCAGAAAACAAUGAGGCGGACUUCCCACCUGCCUACACUGUGCUGGGCGUCUACUUCGACCUUCCCUAUCGAUACCAGAACAUGAAACAAUUAAGGCAAGUUUUAUUUUUUUUUCUUGGCAGCGCAACCAAACCUAAAGCGUCAAUACCUGAAACAGAAUGAA